This is a messenger RNA of Arabidopsis arenosa, 2267 nucleotides long. The record is from the annotation of a GenBank genome assembly. Lineage: Eukaryota; Viridiplantae; Streptophyta; Magnoliopsida; Brassicales; Brassicaceae.
CACAUUCGAUUCACAGUCUAUAUAUCUUCUUCUUCUAUGCCUCUAGCGUUUUCCUCACAUGGCCGGUCUAUACUCCUCCUCCAAGCCCACUGUGUCUUCUUCUUCUUCUUCAACAUCAUCAUCAUCUUCCUCGCGUCUUUUCUUGCUCGUAACCCUUCUUCCUCUCUCUCUCGCCUGUUUCGCUUUCGUUCUCCAAUGGCGUGGCGGACUCGACGACCCGGUUACGCAUUGGUCAAUAGAUCAUCACGAGUUUCCCGGAAUGGUUACAACCCAAGAGAAACGGUCCUUGCGUCGUUCAGUUUCUGAUUCGGGUUGCGUUGAUCUUCUAGGUCAGAGUCGUUCCCCUUCGUUUCCUUAUUUCCGGAAUUGGAAAUUUGAUUACGACUCCGAUCUGAAACCUAGGAUAUGCAUUACAACAAGCACUUCUGCUGGCUUAGAGCAAACAUUGCCAUGGAUUUACUUUCACAAAGUUAUUGGAGUUUCAACAUUUUAUCUAUUUGUUGAGGGGAAGGCUGCAUCUCCAAAUGUAUCUCGAGUUUUGGAGACCAUCCCUGGUGUAAAAGUUAUACACAGGACAAAAGAGUUGGAAGAAAAACAGGCUAAAAGCCGGAUUUGGAAUGAGACUUGGCUGUCGAGCUUCUUCUACAAACCGUGUAACUAUGAAUUAUUCGUGAAACAGUCCUUGAACAUGGAAAUGGCAAUCACCAUGGCUCAGGACGCUGGUAUGGAAUGGAUAAUUCAUCUUGACACCGAUGAGCUUAUACAUCCUUCUGGAACCCAUGAAUAUUCUUUACGGAAGUUGCUGGGAAAUAUUUCUGCAGACGUGGAUAUAGUUAUCUUUCCAAAUUAUGAGAGCAGCGUUGAGCGAGAUGAUAUCAGGGAACCUUUUAGCGAGGUAUCAAUGUUCAAGAAGAAUUAUGACCAUCUUCUGAGAGAUGUCUACUUUGGAAACUAUAAAGACGCCACUCGUGGAAAUCCAAACUAUUUCUUAACCUAUGGAAAUGGGAAAGCUGCUGCCCGUGUUCAGGACCAUCUUCGUCCCAAUGGUGCUCAUCGAUGGCACAACUACAGAAAGAGUCCAAAUGAGGUCAAACUAGAAGAAGCUGCCGUGCUGCACUACACUUAUCCCAGAUUUUCAGAUCUUACUUCAAGACGUGAUCGUUGUGGCUGUAAGCCCACUAAAGUGGAUGUCAAGAGAUGUUUCAUGCUGGAGUUUGACAGAGCUGCAUUUAUUAUUGCUUCAACCGCGAGUUCAGAGGAAAUGCUUCAAUGGUACAGAGAGCAUGUUGUGUGGACAGAUGAAAAAUUGAAGUUGAAACUCCUUAGGAAGGGAAUUCUGACCCGCAUUUAUGCUCCCAUGGUUAUAAUCCAAGAGCUAAGAGAAGCUGGUGUUUUUAGCUCUGUGGUAAUCGCAGCUCACAUGUCUCUCUCGAAGAACUCUUCAACUGCUGAUUCGACAUCAGGCAUUACCCGAGAAUCAUCUGAGGCAACUGGUAGGAGGAGGGUGUUGGAAUUCCAUCUUGAUUUUGACGGUAAAUCUCAAGCAUCAGCGGUACCACCACAAUCGCCUCCAGGCUUGGAAGCAACCCAGAUGGAACAAUAAUCUGAAAUCUGAAAAGUGAUUACAAAGAGUGGGAUUUUUUAGAAAGAUCUUUAACAGUUUUUGAACCUGGGUGUACAUUUAGGAAAGUUUUCGUUUAGGUUAUACACACAGAUGAUUCUACAGGUGAAGAGGAAUGUCAUAUAGCAGGCUUGUAUCAUACUUGAUCAUGUUGAUGAUUCUAUAACUUCAAAUACAAAAUCAUUGUCUUCCUGAUCUGACUAUUAGUUUCCUUUUGUGCUCCUUUAACUUCAUAUGAACAUGUGGAUCCUCAGCGUUACACACUUGUGUUUCUCUUUCCUCUCGCUCUGUUUUGCUAGGUCCUUAUCGAUGAGCAAGGGUUUGCAAUUACGUUUCCAGAACUCCUGUCAUCAAGUAUCAACUUAUCUCUAACUUCCAUUAUUCAGAUUUAUGGUUUUCCUGAAAUGUGAAGAUUGGUUUCUCAACAUCUUUAGCUUCUUAUGGGUUCAGACUUCCGAGUCACUCAGCUGAUUUUUCGAAUCCCAGUGUUUACAGCUUAAUGUUUCACACUGAGAACAGGCACUGAAAAGAACUGAUAAGGUUGUGGACCUUGUGGUUGAUAAGUUUCAUUAUAUCUUAAUGUUAUUUUAGAGAUAAUGAUGUUUCAGACUAGCUAGUUACUGGAGAAUAAAAUGUCAUUAGCUUG